UCAUACUCUAAAUCCAGACAACAAUAACACUAAUCUCCACCAUGUCAACCAUAGUCUGCCACCACCAAAAUUGGAUCUCCAAUUGCUUCGAAACCACCACCCUAAAGCUCACCCUCACCAUCACUUUCAACAAUAAUUCCGACGUCCGUACAAUUUCCGACCACGUCGGAAACUGGGGUUUCAUCCAAACACAAACCUCCGAUCACUGUAAUAACUAUAAUAAAAUCAAGGAAACCUACCCUCCCAAACCGGGACCCCGGCUCACCGCCAGGUCCCUGGACCUCUGCACCGAGAAUUUGGGCAGCGAAACGGGCACCGACGACGUCCGUCACUCGUCGACGUUGUUCAGCUCCGGCGAGAUCUCCACCACCACUACGACGUCGUUUCACGAACUCCACAACAUUAAUGCUACCGAUUUUUCUGCUAGGCUUAAUAAUACCUACCGUCGCCGGAAAGACGAGAACUGCUCCAUUAAAACCGGCGGCCUCCCGCCGCCGCUCACGACGAUGAUGGGGUCUAACUCUCUGCAACUGCGCCGCCGCAUAGAAGACGGCGGCAGGCUCGUUAUUCAGGCGGUGGAGACGCCGUUCCGUAAUUCGUACCUGGAGGCGGAGAGGAGCGACGGCAGACUCAGGCUGCGCUACUUUACGCCGCCGCCGACGCCGGAGCCGCCGUCCUUCGCCGCCGCCGGAGAAGGAGAAGACGGAGAAGAAGAUGAUGCUGAUGCUGAUGACGAUGAUGAAUGCGGCGGCGAAACAGCGGCGGCGCUGGAAAUUGAGGGCGGCGGAAACGAAACGGAAUCGGAAAAUUGCAAUUUGGAGAAAUUCCGGCAGCGGCUGAGCGUCCGGUGCAAGGAAGGCAGCCAUUGCUGGAAGGCUGCAGCUCUUUGGGUCGCCACUUCCUAAUUUAUUUUUAAUUAAUUAAUCUGAGACUUUUUUUUUUAUUUAUCUAAUUUUUGAAUUUUUGAUGUAAUUUUUUUUUUAAAUAUGGGUCGGGUUGUGAUUUUGGAUAAUUACUGUUGGACAUGGAUCGGCAUGUUUUUAC
Andrographis paniculata is the source of this 1044-nucleotide messenger RNA. Its product is annotated as protein FANTASTIC FOUR 3. Lineage: Eukaryota; Viridiplantae; Streptophyta; Magnoliopsida; Lamiales; Acanthaceae. The coding region runs from base 42 to 905 and encodes 287 amino acids. The transcript has a single exon. The record is from RefSeq and is a predicted model, not a curated record.